This is a messenger RNA of Esox lucius (northern pike), 1588 nucleotides long. RefSeq names its product cyclin-dependent kinase inhibitor 1A (gene cdkn1a). The record is from RefSeq and is a predicted model, not a curated record. Gene Ontology annotation, molecular function: cyclin-dependent protein serine/threonine kinase inhibitor activity. Bases 133 to 621 code for a protein of 162 amino acids. Gene Ontology annotation, biological process: signal transduction by p53 class mediator; regulation of mitotic cell cycle. Lineage: Eukaryota; Metazoa; Chordata; Actinopteri; Esociformes; Esocidae. Gene Ontology annotation, cellular component: nucleus. The transcript is spliced from 4 exons.
GAGGUAUAAGUAGGAGGGCUGUAUGAAUCACUGUGUGGCUGAUAUAAGCAUCCUCAGUGUUCCACAGAUCAUAUAAGGUUUACACAGAUGCUACACGGUUUGAUUGGGAUUUUGAGAUUUACUUGUGCAUAAAUGUGUAGAACCGGAACAACCAUGGCCAGUCGUACGAGCGUCCUGACCUAUCUGGGGGAAAGUUCUGCCAGGCGGAACCUGUUCGGCCCAGUGGACCACGAGCAGCUGCAGCAGGAGUACCAGGACGCCCUGAACAGAGACCUGGAGGCAGCCUGCUACCGCUGGGGCUUUGACUUCCGCUCAGAGAAACCUCUUGCUCAAGGACACUUCCAGUGGGACGGGGUUCCAGAGGCCGGUGUGCCACUGCUCUACCGACCGGCGGACUCUGCUGGGCUUGUCUGGGUGGGGCUGUCGCACUGUGGCAGGGAGAACAUUUCCUGCACCCCCGUGAAGUACAGAGGUAACUGCCAUAACCUGGAGGAGACGCCGGAAAAGGAGGAGAACAAGAACAGCAAUGAGAACGGUCUGAAGAGGAAACAGACCAACCUCACAGACUUCUACCAAUCCAAGAAGAGAGUAGUGGGUACGCCACGCAAGUCAGGCCAAUGAUUUCAAGGCACACAGUCAGAGCUGCCAUGGAGCCAACCAUUGGACAGAACCACAGCAAACUACUUCUCUCAGGAACCACUACACAGACUCCUGGGCACAUGUAUUACAUCCAAUACACGUAUAGAUUACAUCCAGUACACUAACCUGGAGGGCCACAUAACCAGCAUCCCAUAGAGAAACACGUUUGUUAGCAGCCAUGGCCGAUGAAUACUUUUUAUAUGGAUGUAAUGUAUUCAUUAUUUACAUGUAGGGUGGGGUUGUGGUAAGAUAUGGUAUUUAAAGUAGUUCAAAUGGAAUAUUCAUGUGCAACUGAGUCAUGUGAGGACAUGUGUUAAACCCCCAUGACACUGUAGUGUAAGGGGCACCUAAAAUAGCUUGUGGUCUGAGCUUGUGCUCUGAAAUUGACCAACUCAAACCCUGACUCUGGGUUUACCCUUAAACACUUGAUGACAUCUUAAAAUUCAUGAUGAAACCACAUUUUGCAAUGCUGAGGUUGCAUCUACUGUAAUUUCACAGUUUCACAUGUAGUGGACUAUUGAAGACAUUUCCAGCUCAUGUUGUUUUUUUCCCUCUCCAUUCCGCUGUAUAUCUCAUGAAGAGGGCAAUUAAUUGUUCUUUAUUUUUCAGUAACUUCUUAUCCAAAGGAUAUUAAUAUAACAUAAAUGUUUUAUUGUAUUGAUCAGUGAAUGGUUGUUUAUUGCUCUAAUAGCUGAGCUUGCAACUAUGAGUAAUUUCACUGGGGGUAAGACAGUCUUGCAUAUGACUUCCACAGUACAGGAUGUAAUGCUAAUAAUGGCAUGCAUUAAACCCCCGCCCCCCUUUCCAAAAAAGCACUUAUGAUGCCGGUGUACAGGUCCUACAUAGUAUUUAUAUUCAAAUCUACAAAUACAAUAUAUUUAUUGUGAAAUAACUUAGAUUUCUGUAAUUGGUUCAUUUGAAAACGUAAUAAAUGUGUUUUUGUCUUGUA